AUGAGCUCUUGGCAGGAGAACACCAGCCCCUGCAACUGGACGGGCUUAAUGUGCACGGCUGUUCGCCAUGGCCGCCGCAUCCCCUGGGUGGUGACCAACAUCUCUCUGCCGGAUGCUGGCAUCCAUGGAAAGCUUGGUGAGCUCAACUUUUCGGCUCUUCCAUUCCUCCCAUAUAUCGACCUUCAUAACAAUAGUCUCCAUGGUGCACUGCCCACUAGUAUCAGCUCGCUGUCAGCACUUUUAGAACUCAUCCUUGAGCAGAACCAGCUCGUAGGGAAAAUUCCUUGUGAGAUUGGUGACCUGCAAAGUCUCAUGUUGUUUGAUCUCUCAUUUAACAAACUCACAGGACAUAUCCCUGCAUCUCUUGGUAACAUAACAAUGUUAAGUCAACUUGGCAUUCACCAAAACAUGGUAUCAGGUCUCAUUCCUGAAGAGAUUGGAAGGCUUGUCAACCUCCAAGUUUUGCAACUAAGCAACAACAACUUAAGCGGUUUGAUACCGAAAACCAUUGGUAAUCUGACCAAGCUAAAUAUUUUGUACCUAUUUGGUAAUCAUCUUUCAGGACCUAUACGAAAAGAACUAGGCAUGCUAGUCCAUAUGCAAUAUCUUGAGCUUAAUUCAAAUGAUUUAUCGGGGCCAAUUCCAGUCUCCAUAACCAAUCUCACUAAGAUGAACACACUUUUUCUCUAUGAUAAUCAAAUCACAGGUUCCAUCCCCCCAACAAUAGGAAAUCUUAAUAUGCUGAAUAUACUUUGUCUCUAUCGAAAUCAAAUAACUGGUUCAAUACCCCCAGGACUAGGAAACCUCACUUUGCUAAAUAAGCUUUUUCUCUAUACAAAUAAAAUCACAGGGUCGAUGCCUUCAAAAGUGGGCGGCUUGCUGAAUCUCCAAGGAUUAUACUUGUUCGAGAAUCAAAUAUUUGGCUCUCUUCCUGACAGAUUAGGAAAUAUUACCAAGUUACUUUGCAUUAUCCCUCUCUGA
This is a messenger RNA of Triticum turgidum subsp. durum (durum wheat), 981 nucleotides long. The record is from the annotation of a GenBank genome assembly. NCBI's taxonomy places the organism in Eukaryota, Viridiplantae, Streptophyta, Magnoliopsida, Poales, Poaceae.